AUGAAAUCACACCUCCAAGCAGCCCUGGCCCUGGCCAGCGCCGCCUCGGUCUGCGCCUCCGCCGCCAGCGACGCCUUUGACUGGGACGCCAUCACGCCCAGCCACGACCUCGAGUACCACGCCUGCUACGAGACCUUCCAAUGCGCGCGCCUCCUCCUCCCGCUCGACUGGCAGGACAAUUCCUCCUCCUCCUCCAACGCCACCAUUGCCCUCGCCCUCAUCCAGUCCCCCGCCUCCGUACCCGUAGACGACGCCACCUACGCCGGCCCCGUGCUCUCCAACCCCGGUGGCCCCGGCGGCUCCGGCGUCGGCCACCUCCUGCGCGCCGCGGCUCAGCACCGCGCCAUGGUGGACACGCCCGGCAAGAAGCACUUUGAGUUCGUCUCCUUUGACCCCCGCGGCAUCGGGCGCACCACCCCGCAGGUCAACUGCUACCCGGGGGGCAACCUGGCGCGCACGGCGGCGACGCUCAAGGCGCGCGGCAGCGGCGGCCUGAACGGCGGUCCUGCGGCGGUGCCGUGGAAUCUGGGCCUGGCGGAGCUUGCGGGCGGGCGCUGCGACGUGGCGAAUGGGGAGCUGCUCAAGUAUGUGGGCACGACGAGCGUGGCCAGGGAUAUGCUGGCCGUGGUGGAAAAGAUUGACGAGUACAACAAGAAACAAAAGAAGAAGACGGCUAAGAAGGAGGCAAAGGCGGUAGAGGGUGAUGCUCAGCUGGAGCUGCGCAGUGUGGGUAGUGACAAGGAUGAUCUUCCGCGUCUGCAGUAUCUCGGAUUCUCAUACGGCACUGUCCUCGGAAACUACUUUGCCUCCAUGUUUCCGGAGCGCAUUGGCCGUAUCCUCCUCGACGGCGUCUGCGACAUUGACGACUAUGCAACCGGUGAUGGCUGGCUCUCCAACACUGUAGACACUGAUGAAAUGGUCGACAUUUUCUUCCAGGGGUGCUUCGAUGCCGGCACCUCCAUCUGCCCCCUCGCCCGCAGCACGGACAAGUCGGGCGACGACAUUGCCGAGCGCUUCUGGGCCUUUGUCGCGGCCCUCGACGAGAGCCCGACGUUUGUCAGCCGGGCCGGCCAGGACGACACCUACAUCCUGCAGCCCAACGACCUUCGCGCCCUGCUGCUCGGCACCAUGUACCGGCCCCUCGACCUCUUCAAGCAGGCCGCCGACACCGCCGACGCCGCCAUGCGCGGCAACACGACGGACCUCUACGACCUCCUCGCCGCCAUCGCGGGCGGGCCGCUCGAAGACGCCUGCCCGAUCGGCAACCGGACCGAGGCCUCGGCGGAGGGCGCGCCCGACGCGCAGAGCGCAGUGCUCUGCGGCGACGGCGACGACAUCACCGGCCGCGACACGGCGUUUUGGCGCACCUACGUCGCCAAGCAGCUGCAGCAGUCGGCCGUCGCGGGCGCCUCCUGGGGCAACAUCCGCCUCUCGUGCAGCAACUGGAAGACGCGCGCCGCGUGGCAGUUCCACGGGCCGUUCACCGCGCCGCCGGCCUCGAAGAACGCGUCGGUGCCGGAAAAGGGCAAGCCCGCGGCUCCGGUGCUGUUUCUGUCAAACAGGUACGAUCCGGUGACGCCGCUCCGCGCGGCGCGCACGGUGGCGGCCAAGUACCCCGGCGCGGGCGUGCUCGUGCAGGAGGCAAUGGGGCAUUGCGUGUUUGGCAGCCGCAAGGCGACAGAGUGCACGAGGGAUGUGGUGAGGCGCUACUUUGACCAGGGCGUGGUGCCGGAUGGGGAGACGACGUGCGAGGCGGCGUGUGAGCCGUGGGGGGAUAAAUGUGAGGGAGUGGGCGCCAUGAGCUUCGACGAGGGACUCCCCCACGACUGGAGUUUCCCGCUGCACAUCUAG
Akanthomyces muscarius is the source of this 1851-nucleotide messenger RNA. RefSeq lists its product as uncharacterized. NCBI's taxonomy places the organism in Eukaryota, Fungi, Ascomycota, Sordariomycetes, Hypocreales, Cordycipitaceae. The transcript has 2 exons. The coding region runs from base 1 to 1851 and encodes 616 amino acids. The record is from RefSeq and is a predicted model, not a curated record.